CCUACCCUUAGCCAAGGUAUCGUCCCAGAUCUUCACUUCCCACCUUCCAGCCUUCCUACUUCCCGCUUCCCUCGGCCUCUCUCUUGGCAUCAUCACCUUCAUCCUUCCUCGACGACUUGAUCAUCGCUCUCUAUCGCCCUGUUAUCGUCGGCAAUGGCUCAGCUUGCGGGAAUCGUGUGGACUCUGCUGGUCGCCCUGUCCCUGGUGGCCAGUCAGCCCUCUGCAAACAAGACGCCCGUGGUUUCCUACAGCACAUUCAGCCUGGUGAGUGAUGGUGCCGCCAACGACCAGCCGAGUGUCCGUGCGCUCAGCAGUCCGCCACCGCGUCCAGCUGGUGCAGCUGGCAUCCACCGCAUAAUCGUCAAGCUCAAGCACCCACACACCGAGGGCCUUGCCCGCGCCGAGACCAUCUCGAGGGCACUGCAGGCCUCCCUGUCAGCCGAGACCACCGUGCACACGGCUGAGACGACGGUCCACCACCUCAACAGCUUGUCCAUGGACGUGGUGGAUCUGCCGCUAGGUGUCGAUGCAGCGGCCACAUGCGAGGCUGCCCUCCUGGCGUCGGAUGAGAUCGACAUCUGCGAGCCGGAUGCCGUUGUUGCGACGGCCUCUGGCCGCAGGCUGCGUGCCCGGGCAGCACAGGAGCCCAACCGCUUCGUGCCCGACGACCCAAUCUUCAAGGAGCAGUGGGGGAUGGCCAGCAUCGAUAUGCCCGAGGCGUGGGCCUUCCUGUCUGAGCAGCAGCAGGAGACGGCCAGUGGGGCCGACUCAGUGGGCAAAGGUACGGUGGUCGGGGUGAUUGACACCGGUGUCGACUACACCCAUCCGGACCUCAAGGACGCCAUGUGGGUCAAUCAAGGCGAGAUCGCUGGCAACGGCAUCGAUGACGACGGUAGGGAUGCAGGGAGGGAGGGGGGGAGGGAGGGAGGAAGGGACAUCCACACACACGAUCUGCAUGCAUUCCUGGGUCUGUAUGUGUCUGUGUGCAGGUAACGGCUUUGUUGAUGACAUUCACGGCUGGGCCUGGUGCGACGGAUCCGAGAACCCGCACAUUGGCGACGGCGAUCCUAUGGAUGAGGGUGGCCAUGGAACUCACUGUGCAGGUACCAGAACUCGCCCUCUCUCUUCGCAUCAUCACCUUGAUCCUUCACCGACGACGUGAUCACUGUGCAGGUACCAUCGCAGCGACUGCCAACAACCAGGAGGGCAUCGCAGGCGUCGCAUUUGGCAGAACCAAGAUCAUAGCACUCAAAUUCCUCUGCGGCGAGGUAAGUCGAAUAACCAUAGGGUCGCGGGGCGCUCAAAUCACAUGUCUGUGUGCCCCUACAUCAGGAUGGUCGGGGUUCCCUUGCUGACGCGGUCCACGCAAUCAACUAUGCCGUUGCCAUGGGGGCCACGCUAACAAGCAACAGCUGGGGCUACCUUGGGUCUACUGCAUACAGGGCGCUCGAGGAGGCCAUCAGGGAGGCAGAGGAGGCCGACAUGCUGUUCAUCGCCGCGGCUGGCAACGACGACAACGACAAUGACGGCCCCAGGAAAGGCUACCCGGCAUCAUCUGAGCUGGACAGCAUCAUCAGCGUCGGCGCGGCGACUAGAAAUGGAGAGAAGGCGCCCUUCAGCAACUACGGCCUCGAGAGCGUUGACGUCUUUGCGCCGGGGACGAGAAUCUUCUCGACGAUGCCCGGUGGCAAGUAUGCGGCAAUGGGGGGCACCAGCAUGGCAACGCCAUUUGUCGCUGGUACGCAAGCACUGAGGACUGCUGUGUGAUACCCAUUAGACGAUCCAAUCGACUGUUGGUUUCUUUGUGACUUCAGGUUUGGCUGCCCUUCUGUGGUCGACGGAUCCGGCGCAGAGCUAUUGCGACAUCAAGCAUCGCAUUCUGUCGACUUCCGAGAAGAUGGACUCGCUCGAGGGCCUGUGCGUCACGGGGGGCCAGAUCAACGCACUGAAGGCCGUCACGUGUGCCGAUUGCAAAUGGACCCCCACGGAGGAGCCGACGGCGGCUCCGACGGAAGUUCCCACGCAGGAGCCUACGACGGAGGAGCCGAGUACCCCGUAAGGGCCCCCACGGCUGGUUCGCUGACGAGAAGCUGCACUGACGGCCGGGGGGAAGACUGCCUGCCUGCCUGCCUGCCUGCUGUCUGUAGCGGCGGAUAUGUAUGUGUGUGAAUGUCUGCGGCAUGUUGGUGUACUGGCUGCACUGUCUGUGCUGUGGUGUGGUGUGCUGUGCUCUAGCUUAGUAAGUGAGAGUCGUGUGUAGGUAGUUCUUCGUUCGUUCGUUCAUUCGCUGGUCGGCCGGCAGCGCCGCGCCACUCACUGCCACUCAAUGUCUCGCGCAGCCUAGUCGGCUGCAUCUGCCCUUCGUUGUGUGUGAAUGAAACAGCUCUCUCUCUCUGUGUCUCUCUCUCUGAAUAGCUCUCUUUGUGAAUACACUCGUACGUUAGUGCUGUGUUCAUGUUCGUGCUUUGCCAAGCCGUCGGUGCACCGAGUUCUGACGCGAUCCGACGUGAGCUGAGCGGCUUGUUGUCUGUGCAUAUAUGUGCAUGUGUGCUGCGAUCUGAUCAUUGGCUGUAUAAAUUUGUCGAUAGCAACUGACUGCACUGCACUGCACGCUGAUCUGUGCAUGUGUACACAUUACACAUGGGAGGGCGGGGUGGGGGAUGGGACGGAUAAGAGACCGACGAGAGACACAUGCGCACCACAUAUACAUACGUCAAGUGAAUGAUAUCAUAUGAUCUA
Messenger RNA from Vitrella brassicaformis, 2739 nucleotides. Lineage: Eukaryota; Vitrellaceae. The record is from the annotation of a GenBank genome assembly.